AUGAAACUCCUUCUUCUGGUCACUCUGCUCACAGCAGGCACAACUGCACAGAGCAUCAGCCCUCAGCCUGUGUGGCAGUUCCACAAUAUGAUCAAGUGUAUCAUCCCCAGGAGUCAUCCCUUGUUGGCGAACAAUGACUAUGCCUGCUACUGUGGCACUGGGGGCUCAGACACCCCAAUGGAUGACUUAGACAGGUGCUGCCAGACUCAGGAGCACUGCUAUGAUCAGGUCAAGGGCCUGGGAAGAUGCAAACAACUCAUAAAUAACCCCUACACCACCUCCUAUUCAUACUCAUGCUCUGGAAGUGAGAUCACCUGCAGUGACAAAAACAAUGUCUGUGAGGACUUCAUCUGCAACUGUGACCGACAGGCCGCCAUCUGCUUCUCCAGGGUUCUAUAUAACAAAGAGGAAGAAGAG
Cricetulus griseus (Chinese hamster) is the source of this 417-nucleotide messenger RNA. The record is from RefSeq and is a predicted model, not a curated record. NCBI's taxonomy places the organism in Eukaryota, Metazoa, Chordata, Mammalia, Rodentia, Cricetidae.